Molecule: messenger RNA, 3012 nt
Organism: Adineta ricciae
Lineage: Eukaryota; Metazoa; Rotifera; Eurotatoria; Adinetida; Adinetidae
Source: the annotation of a GenBank genome assembly
AUGAAUCAAAUUCCCGAUUUACAUUUUCUCUCUUCUACGAAAGGUAGCAAGAAAAAAGAGCGAUUCGAUUCGUACACAGAAGUGAAGUGCUUCGUUACCUUUUUUCAUCUAACAACAUUUAAUCGUCUUUGUUAUAUCACCUGCACACACGUAUAACUAGCCAUGGCGACUCAUGCAGGAAAUCCAAAUAUGGAAUUGCUAAUUCCAAUGAUCAAUCAACUCCAACAUAUAUUUACCGCAGUUAACGCAAGAUUGACAUUAACAUUGCCACAAAUAGCAGUCGUUGGUGCUCAAUCUGCUGGUAAAAGUUCUGUAUUAGAAAAUAUUGUUGGACGAGAUUUUCUUCCUCGCGGUGGAAAUAUGGUUACAAAACGACCGCUUGUAUUACAAUUGAUAACAUCGCAGGGACAAGAAUAUGCUGUGUUUGGACAUAAACCACAGCAAAGAUUUAUCAACUAUGCUGAUGUACGAGCUGAAAUUGAAAAUGAUACAAAAGCUGUUGUACGAGACGAUAUGGGAGUAUCGAACAUACCGAUUAACCUAACAAUUUACUCACCACAUGUUGUUAAUCUGACCCUGGUCGAUUUACCAGGCAUGGUGAAAGUUCCAUCGCAGGGUCAACCGCCUGAUAUUGUGAAAAAGAUCGAUGAUAUCAUCAUAGAAUACAUAAGCAAUGAAAAUUGUCUUAUUCUCGCUGUAACACCUGCAAAUAUUGAUAUUGUCACCUCAGAUGCUCUAGUUAUGGCACGUAGUCGAGAUCCAAUGGGUAAACGUACCAUUGGUGUUCUAACUAAACUCGAUAUGAUGGGUAAAGGACAUAAUGCGCGUGACGUCCUUUUGAAUAAAGUUGUCGUACUCGAACGGGGCUUUAUUGGUGUUGUUCUUCGUGGUCAACGCCUUGAUGAAUAUGGUCGAGCAUCGAAAGAAUUAGAUAUUCCCGGAGCACUAGAACAUGAACGACAGUUCUUUCAAAGUGAACCCGCAUACCGUGACAUUGCUGAUCGUAUGGGUGUACCGUUUUUACAACGUACGUUGAGCAUACAAUUAACUGAACAUAUUCUCAAAUGUCUCCCUGAUUUAAAACGAGAAUUGACCGCACGUCAUCGUGAUCUCGCAAAAGAAGUGGCAGAAUAUCGUGCAACAGCUAUGUUUGACACUUCGUCAACCUCGGACACAAAAGCUCUCGUUGGAUUAACACAUGAAUUGCGCGAAGACUUCGAUACAGCUUUACAAGGUACUCAUCUGAAAGAAUCAGAUCUAAAGACAUUGACUGGUGGUGCACGUAUUGCUAAUAUCUUUCGUGAACGUUUUCCAUUCGAAUUAGUUAAAACGGAAUUACAAGACAAAGAUAUGCGCAACCAAACCGUAGUUGCGAUUAAAAAUAUUCGUGGUUUUCGAUCGGGUUUGUUCACACCUGAUGAAGCUUUCGAAUAUAUUGUUCAAAUGCAAAUCGCAAAAUUCGAAGAACCCGUUAUGAAAUGCGUGGAUAUGGUCGUAUCAGAAUUGAUGGCUAUUAUUCACGAAGCAACUAGUAAAAUGAAACGCUAUCCAUUAUUACGACAAUCUACUGAAGAUUUAUUAAUUCAAUACCUUCGUGAACGUGAAAUUGCUACUAAACAAGCAUGUUCAACUUAUGUACAAACUCAGUUAUCAUAUAUCAAUACGAAUAAUGAAGAUUUCAUUGGAUUUGCCGGUGCGGAAAAAUCAGUCGCUGCUGGUGAAGCCAAGCGAACUGUUACAAAUCAGGUUAUACGUAAAGGUUUUCUUCGUGUUCAUACUGGUGUGAAAUUAUUUCAAGCAAAAGACUACUUUUUUGUUCUCUCAACCGAUAAUCUAUCUUGGUUUACAGACUCUGAUGAAAAAGAAAAGAAAUAUAUGUUACCGUUAGAAAAUUUGAAGAUUCGUGAUGUCGAAGGUGGAUUCAUGGCUAAACGACCACAAUUCGCAAUAUUCAAUACUGAUUCGAAAAAUGUAUAUAAAGAACAUAAAACUCUUGAAUUAUCCGUCGAUAAUACCGAAGAGCUCGACACAUGGAAAGCCUCAUUUUUACGUGCUGGUGUCUAUCCUGAACGUGAACAACCUCAUGAAGACUCUCAAUCUGCAGCUGAAGUCGGUCCUGUUGACCCACAUAUGGAACGGCAAGUAGAAACAAUCAAUAAAUUAGUAACAUCAUAUAUGCAAAUUAUUGCUAAAAUGACACGCGAUUACAUUCCGAAAACAAUUAUGUUUCAUAUUGUUCAAAACAUACAAAAAUUCGUUGCGAAAGAAUUAUUGGCUCAUCUCUACGCACUCCCCGAUCCAAAAUCAUUGUUGCAAGAAUCAGAAGAAGAACGACAACGACGAGAAGCGAAACUUGCAGAAUUUGAAGCCAUCAAGAGUGCGUUGACUAUUAUUGAAAACUUCCAUAUCAAUGCACGCAAAGUAGCUGGCUCAGUUAUGCCAGCUUCGGUAUUAGCGGCAGGUUUUUCAAGUGCCUCCUCAGCUCCUACGAAUAAUUAUGGAGCAUCAAACUUUUCAUCGAACUCUCUGGACACAUCCUAUUUUCAAUCGUCAUUUGCAACAAAUCGUCCGCCCAGUCCGAAUCCAUCACGCAAACAACCGGCACCACCUAAUCCAACGCCUACAGCAUUUUCAUCACGUGAACCACCACCGCCUCCACUUCGUCCGAGUCCGAUACCAAGUGGAUUUGGUAGUAAUUCUUCAACAUUACCAGCACCAAUCAUGCCUCAGCCCACGUCAUUACAUAAAUUACAAGCAACGCCAUCAUCGUCUAAUAACUUAUUCUCGGAAUUAAAUGAUAAAUUGGCAAGACAAGUAGCACGGGCUCAGUCAUCAUCGAUGAACUCAUCUUCAUCGCAAUCAUCAUCUAACAUGUUUCACGGAUUAGAUCCGUUUGCUACACCUACAUCACAGUACCAAAAUGGUACAUCCAACCCUCCCGUACCAGCUCGACCAACACCAUCCAUUCCACCACGACCAUUCGAGCGUCCACCAGUUCCACAACGAAAUUAG